Molecule: messenger RNA, 661 nt
Organism: Oreochromis niloticus (Nile tilapia)
Lineage: Eukaryota; Metazoa; Chordata; Actinopteri; Cichliformes; Cichlidae
Product: leukocyte-associated immunoglobulin-like receptor 1
Exons: 6
Coding region: 251-661 (136 amino acids)
Biological process (GO): immune response; cell surface receptor signaling pathway
Cellular component (GO): external side of plasma membrane
Molecular function (GO): transmembrane signaling receptor activity
Source: RefSeq, a predicted model, not a curated record
AACAGAAGAAACAAGCUUCUAUGUUUGCAGUGGACAGGAAAUAUAAACAUGUCAACCAACUGCUGCGGUCAAAGCUACAGGAGCUGUUUGAGUUUUGUGUGUAAGGACAGGAAGCACAGAGAGACCAAUCAGAAGAAGAAACUGUAGAAAAACUCUUGUCAUGUCUAUGUUAAACACAACUUCUCUUUUUUCUGUAAAGUAAAACUGUUUGAUUAUCUGUGGAUCAGAGUGCAGCAGGCUGGAUGUGACGAUGGGGCACUCUUUGCUCUGCAUGAUGGGCUUUUUCUUGCUCAGUACUGUCAUCUGUGGAAAUGCUGAAGUUCCCAAUAAGCCCACUGUGACCCUGCAGCCAUCCUGGACUCUGAUAUACAGCGGUGAGAUAAACAGCGGUGAUAGAGUCACUGUCAGAUGUGAGAUUCAAGGAAGUGAAGGAGCUCAGUGGACGUAUGAAUGGAGACGAGGCCAGUCAAACAUACAUGAAACAUCCAGUGAAUACAGAAUCAACAGUGUUACUGAGUCUGAUGGUGGAGGAUACAGCUGCCGGGGCACAAGAAGCUCUUCCUGGACAGAGUGGAGUGAUAGCACCCCAUUGAAAGUAAUAGUUCCCAAUAAGCCCACUGUGACCCUGCAGCCAUCCUGGACUCAGAUAUACACUUUGUAG